Messenger RNA from Mycena indigotica, 1254 nucleotides. RefSeq names its product Protein-serine/threonine kinase. The record is from RefSeq and is a predicted model, not a curated record. The coding region runs from base 1 to 1254 and encodes 417 amino acids. Gene Ontology annotation, molecular function: pyruvate dehydrogenase (acetyl-transferring) kinase activity. Gene Ontology annotation, biological process: regulation of glucose metabolic process; protein phosphorylation. Lineage: Eukaryota; Fungi; Basidiomycota; Agaricomycetes; Agaricales; Mycenaceae. Gene Ontology annotation, cellular component: mitochondrion. The transcript has 11 exons.
AUGUUAACACUAGCGAGACCUGCCUCGCAUUCUCCCCCUCUAAGCCGGAGUCAAACCACCUUUUUGGCUCAACAACGUCUUUUCUACCAGAAUAAGCAGCUCGAGCUUUACGCUGCCAGGGAAGCUAACAGGUUGACUCUUCGUCAAUUGCUGUUUUUUGGGCGCUCCACCUCCGAUGCUGAGCGUCUUAUCAAGAGUGCAAACUAUGUUCGAACAGAACUACCCAUACGAAUUGCUCAUCGACUGCGCGACAUGCAGAAACUUCCUUUCAUCGUUGUAGCGCAGGGAGAAGUAGCUAAGGUUUAUGAGCUCUACUGGUCUGCUUUCGAAAAAUUCAGACGCUAUCCUCCGAUAACCACUACUGACGAAAACGAUGCAUUCUGUGGGUUCUUGACCGAUAUUUUGCGGGAACAUUGGGCUGUGAUUCCCAACCUCUCCCUUGGUCUCUCCCUUGCUAGCCCACAUCUCUCGGCGGAUGUUCUUGAUUCUUUCAUGCGACGAAUGCUGAUUUCUCGCAUUUCUCGACGCGUUCUUGCCGAGCAUCACAUUGCGCUGUCAAGAAUGCAUUCAGGCAAGACUUCCACUUACCCAGAACCUCAUGUGGGUAUCAUUUUUACUGCAUUGGAUGUCAAGCGCUCUCUCGAGAAAUGCGCCAAUCUUUUACGGAAUCAAGGUAAAGGAUGGCCGGAGAUUGUGGUUGACGGCCAUGUCACUACCCGCUUUGCCUAUAUCAAAGAACACCUGGAGUACAUUCUCUUUGAGCUCUUGAAAAAUGCGAUGCAGGCAACCGCUUUACACCAUCGAGGGGCUCCAGGUCUCCCUCCCAUCCGAGCGACAGUUUCCUCUGGAGCGAAUGACGUUGGAGUCAGAAUAUCCGAUCAAGGCGGCGGUCUUGCAACUGUGAAAACUCCUUCCGAUCUUUUUUCCUUUUCACAUCUUCGGAAUGCUGCGCGUCUUGACGACUCUCAUAUCGAUGCGUUGCGUUCCGUUAGCUCAAGUCCUCUUGGAAUGCGAGCGACAGUUGACGAACAGGUUGGACGCUGGAAACAAGACUUGAUUGACCCCGACCCCGAGGUCCAGGCCGGUGUGGGACAUACUAAGAUUGGAAUCGGUCUCCCUAUGAGUAAUAUUUUCGCUACCUACUUUGGAGGCUCGCUGGAGCUUGUAACAAUGAACGGAUGGGGGACUGAUGUCUAUCUAAGACUCCCGAAGUUGGGCACAAAUUUAGAAACCCUGGAAGGAAGCGAAUUGUAG